Messenger RNA from Mytilinidion resinicola, 1773 nucleotides. RefSeq lists its product as uncharacterized. The record is from RefSeq and is a predicted model, not a curated record. The transcript has a single exon. Lineage: Eukaryota; Fungi; Ascomycota; Dothideomycetes; Mytilinidiales; Mytilinidiaceae. Bases 1 to 1773 code for a protein of 590 amino acids.
AUGAGCUUCAUACACAGCUGCAUCGACGACGGCGCGGCCUUCACCGGCCGUCUUCGACCCGGACAGCGUCCCGCGUCACUCCACCAAGUUGCGAUCAGGAAUGCGCACGACCGCAGCGCUGCCGAACCGAGCCCGAUAUCCAAAGUCGACAAUUGGGUUCACGCAAUCGAUGACGGACCUCUAUCUCCACUAAACGACCGUCCCCACCGCUUGAAGCCUAUCCCGAAAGCUGCCAAUAGGAGCCGGGGGUCGGAGGCAGGGACUGAUCUUCUGAGCCAUAUCGAUGAUGGCGGAGAGAUUAUUGCGCAAGGCCAGAAGAUACAGGCUACCCAAGCCACCGCCCAAAGACGAUACUCCGCUCCUCCUCUUGUACGAUCCAGCCUCACGGCCCUCCGAGUCCCACAAGUCCAACUUAUCGCACCCCAAGUAACCAAGGAGCAAUCGAAAGGGACGAGACCCAGAAGUGUCUCCCGCGUUCACUAUCCUGAAGUUGAGAAGACAGCCUUGCAAGACAUUCGUAGCACGAUCAGGAACAUCGAAUCGCUUGCCGCCGCAGUGGUGGCCCCAGGAAUUCCAAAGACCAUCCGCUCCAUACGUACCAUCACACCGCCGAGCUUGCCUACCUUUGUAAUCAAGGCUAGCAACCGCGAUGCGUCUGUAGUUGUCGAUGGACGUGGGGCGCCGAUACGGGAACAGCCUUUAUCUCGUAGGAGCUCAGGCAGUGAUCGAAUGACUGAUGAAGCCAUCGAGCUACCUGAGUAUCCCGUUUUCGCUAACAAAGUUCGCCCCGUACCCAAAUCCGCGAAAGUCAAAUCCAGGAAGGAGCAGCUGGAGGACGAUGACCUUGGCUCGGGUAACUGGGAUGCCGAGCCGGAGAAUGAAGGGAACCCUGAUGGGGAUGAUAGUGGUCAACGCAACCAGACCAAAAGCAAAAAGGGGAAGAAGCAGCAGGGACAAGCAAAUCAGAAGAAGCAAGCGAAGACGAAGCCCGCAUCGUCAACGUGGGCUAAGAAGGAGGGCAACGAUGGACAUGCUUGGGGUGGUAUUUUCGAUGAUGAUGACGAUGGUCUUGUCAUUUCACCGGAUAUAUCGCCCCCUCCUUCCGACGCUGAUGUGUGGAUGAGUGGCGGACUGGGAAUACCGUCCCCACCUGGAUUGGUUACAGGCAAGGAGUCUGCAAAAGAGAACCCGACUAAGAAGCAGAAAGGCAAAGGAAAGGGUGCACCGAAUACGGGAGAGGGCAAGAAGGGUAAGAAAGGCAAGCAGGGCAAACAGGGCAAGCAAUCAAAUGAGAACAAGCUGGACACCAUUCUUGAAGCCGUCGAGAAUGAUACCAAGGACAAAACUGCCGACAACAAUGCCCUUUGGGGCAAUGCUGGAGUUACAAGUAUGCAAGCUGGCAAUACAUAUAUGCCAUGGUCCACCGUCCCUCAGCAACAAACCGGGAUGGUAAUGCAAAUGGCACACCCAGACGUCCCCCCGCAGUCAUUCGCCUACGGUUAUGGUUUUCCCGUUCCUCUUGGAUCCCUUCCGACGGAUAUUCCACCUCAAGACGCUAAUAACUCUGCUCCAAACCCUGAUGCCGACGGCCAGAAAUCCGGCCAGUCCAAUUACAAGGCUCCUACUGUCGAGACGUUGUCUUCUAGUCCAUCUACAGGCAAGACGCCAGGCGGUAACAGAAAUAACGGAUACGAUGACGAUGAAGGAUACACGAAUGCUGUCUGGGGUGGCAUUCUCGUCAGGGUCGCAGAAUGGAAACUCAACAAGCCCUGA